GGAAGGAAGUAUUGCCGAAGCCGGGAGAGACGUGGCGGAUCGUGAAGAAUGUUGUCAUCAUCAGCGUGGCGUUCAUGCUACACUUCACAGCUUACAGUGUAAGUAUCACUGCUUAUAUAGUGCUGAACAAUGUGUGAAGGGAAAAAGUCUAGCAUUGAGAAGGCGGAGAAGGGCAAGGAAGUAUUGCCGAAGCCGGGAGAGACGUGGCGGAUCGUGAAGAAUGUUGUCAUCAUCAGCGUGGCGUUCAUGCUACACUUCACAGCUUACAGUGUAAGUAUCACUGCUUAUAUAGUGCUGAACAAUGUGUGAAGGGAAAAAGUCUAGCAUUGAGAAGGCGGAGAAGGGCAAGGAAGUAUUGCCGAAGCCGGGAGAGACGUGGCGGAUCGUGAAGAAUGUUGUCAUCAUCAGCGUGGCGUUCAUGCUACACUUCACAGCUUACAGUGGGGCAGCCAAUCUACAGAGUUCGAUUAACGCCGAGGCGGGACUGGGUACAGCGUCACUGGCGGCCGUGUACGCUGGUCUCAUCUUCUCGAAUAUAUUCCUACCCGUGCCUGUUAUCAAAUGGAUGGGCACAAAGUGGGCGAUGUCCCUGUCCUUUAUAACGUACAUGCCAUACAUGGCGGCGCAGUUAUGGCCGCGUUUCUACACCAUGAUACCUGCAGCACUGAUGGUCGGUUUGGGCGGAGGACCUCUUUGGUGCUCUAAAUGCACGUACAUCUUUGUGGUGUCAGAGGUGCACAGCAAGAUAUCAAACAUUCCCGCCGAGGCGCUGCUGGUGCGUUUCCUGGGGCUGUUCUUUAUGAUCUUCCAGAUGAAUCAGGUGUGGGGCAACCUGAUAUCUUCUCUGGUCCUUUCAUCAUCUGAUAACGCAGCUGCCGUGACAGCCGUGAACGAGACGAUGAUCCCAGUGUUGUGCGGAGCCAACUUUCUACCUAGUGCUGACGCGGGGGAGGCGUUACAGGCUCAGCCGCAGGCCAAAAUACAGACCAUUGCUGGUAUUUAUCUCGCGUGCAUGGCUGGGGCAGCGUUGAUUGUUGCCGUAGGUGUGGAUUCUAUGAAGAGAUACGACUCGGGUCGCAGUGGUUCUGGCGAAGGCAAAUCCGGGCUAGAACUCCUGGCCGUCACUCUCCGGUUAUUGGUGGAGCCGAACCAGCUGCUUCUCAUCAUCAUCAACGUCUUCAUUGGCAUGCAGCAGGCUUUCUUCGGGGCUGACUUUACUGCGUCAUUCGUGUCAUGCGCCAUCGGGACGGGCACUGUGGGAUUCGUCAUGAUGGUGUUCGGCCUCUCGGACGCUAUAGGGUGCGUGGUCACUGGGUACCUGGCUAAGAUUUCAGGUCGCAUGCCCCUGAUUAUCGGAGCGACGAUAGUUCACACCGGGCUACUGGCAACACUGCUGUGGUGGAAAGUGCAAGCGGGUUCUGGUUACGUCAUGUACGCGAUAGCUGUUCUAUGGGGUCUGGCUGACUCUGUGUGGAUGGUGCAGAUCAACGCGUACUACGGCAUCCUCUUCCCCGGCCGCGAAGAAGCGGCCUUCUCCAACUUCCGCCUCUGGGAGUCCGUAGGCUACAUCAUCGCGUACAUCAUCUCCCCCUACCUCCGGACCAGCGCCAAGACCUGGCUUCUCUUUGCCAUGAUGGUGGUCGGAGUAGCGGGGUACUUCACCGUGGAAUGUAAGGAGAGGAAAGCCCAGAAUAAACUGCUGGAAAAGGAGAAGUUGGGAUGUGAAAAGGGCUGUGAUAAUAUAGCUUUUCAGAGUAUCGAGAGGUUUUGAUUGAGUGACAUUAGGAUCUAAUUAAAUUAAAGCUCUAGUUUGUAUGUAAAAGAAGAAAGAAAACACUUUUAGCGUUGUGCAGAAUUUAUGUAUAGAAUUAUAACUAUUAUAAGUUCGUAAGACUUUCUGUCUGUCUUACAGUCUGUAGGUGUCUUUUUUACUUGAAGCCUACGAUCAGUGGCCUUUUUUACUACAAUGACAUUGACACUGACAAUUCUGUGCCUAUUUCUGGGUUGACAACAACAACAUACAACAUACUUACAAUCACGCCUGUAUCCCAUAAAGGGGUAGGCAGAGCACAUGAAACUGCUAAAGUUACA
This is a messenger RNA of Leguminivora glycinivorella, 2091 nucleotides long. Its product is annotated as UNC93-like protein. The transcript is spliced from 11 exons. The record is from RefSeq and is a predicted model, not a curated record. Bases 302 to 1771 code for a protein of 489 amino acids. Gene Ontology annotation, cellular component: striated muscle dense body; plasma membrane. Gene Ontology annotation, molecular function: potassium channel regulator activity. Lineage: Eukaryota; Metazoa; Arthropoda; Insecta; Lepidoptera; Tortricidae. Gene Ontology annotation, biological process: regulation of potassium ion transport; regulation of muscle contraction.